Molecule: messenger RNA, 1077 nt
Organism: Botrytis deweyae
Lineage: Eukaryota; Fungi; Ascomycota; Leotiomycetes; Helotiales; Sclerotiniaceae
Exons: 5
Coding region: 1-1077 (358 amino acids)
Biological process (GO): G protein-coupled receptor signaling pathway
Cellular component (GO): cytoplasm; heterotrimeric G-protein complex
Molecular function (GO): protein binding; signaling receptor complex adaptor activity
Source: RefSeq, a predicted model, not a curated record
AUGUCGUCAAACUCGAACGAUGUAUCGCCAGAGGCGAUGCAGUCGCGUAUUCAACAAGCCCGUCGUGAAGCAGAGUCAUUAAAAGAUAGGAUAAAGCGCAAGAAGGACGAUUUGGCAGAUGCAACGCUGAUGAACCUUGCGAGGGCUCAACAAGAAGCUUUACCAAAGAAUCAAAUGAUGAAGACUCGAAAGACAUUAAAAGGACAUCUCGCAAAGAUUUAUGCAAUGCACUGGUCAACUGAUAGGAGACAUUUGGUAUCAGCAUCGCAAGACGGUAAAUUAAUUAUUUGGGAUGCAUACACAACCAACAAGGUCCAUGCUAUUCCUCUACGAUCUUCGUGGGUCAUGACCUGUGCCUAUGCACCAAGUGGUAAUUACGUCGCAUGUGGUGGAUUGGAUAACAUUUGUUCGAUCUACAACCUAAACUCAAACCGUGACGGACCUACAAGAGUUGCUCGGGAACUUUCUGGACAUUCCGGUUACCUUUCGUGUUGUCGAUUCAUCAAUGACCGAAGUAUCCUUACGUCUUCAGGAGACAUGACUUGUAUGAAGUGGGAUGUCGAAACAGGAUCAAAAGUUACCGAGUUCGCAGACCAUUUGGGCGAUGUUAUGAGCAUCAGUAUUAAUCCAACUAACCAAAAUACAUUUGUUUCAGGCGCUUGUGAUGCCUUUGCGAAACUUUGGGACGUUCGUGCAGGCAAGGCUGUUCAAACUUUCGCAGGACACGAAUCAGAUAUCAACGCCAUUCAAUUCUUCCCAGAUGGACAUUCCUUCGUCACCGGCUCCGAUGAUGCUACCUGCAGACUUUUUGAUAUUCGUGCUGAUAGAGAGCUUAAUCAAUAUGGACAUGAAUCUAUUCUCUGUGGUAUCACAUCUGUGGCCUGCUCUGUGUCUGGCAGGCUUUUAUUCGCUGGUUAUGAUGAUUUUGAGUGCAAGGUAUGGGAUAUCACUCGCGCCGAGAAGGUCGGAUCAUUGGUUGGACAUGACAACCGUGUCAGUUGUCUGGGUGUUAGUAAUGACGGGAUGAGUUUGUGCACUGGAUCAUGGGAUUCAUUGCUCAAGGUUUGGGCCAUGUAG